This is a messenger RNA of Candidozyma duobushaemuli, 1467 nucleotides long. RefSeq names its product Cdl1p (gene CDL1). Gene Ontology annotation, molecular function: ribonuclease III activity. Bases 1 to 1467 code for a protein of 488 amino acids. The transcript has a single exon. Gene Ontology annotation, biological process: RNA processing. The record is from RefSeq and is a predicted model, not a curated record. NCBI's taxonomy places the organism in Eukaryota, Fungi, Ascomycota, Pichiomycetes, Serinales, Metschnikowiaceae.
AUGUCCGCCCAAGACGACCUAUACCUGCUUGAGGAGUUGAUCCAGAUGAAGGGCCACAUAUCCCAACUCCAGGCCACAUUGAACCAGGUGCUUCUGCGGGCGCCGCUGGUGGCAAAAUACAAGGAAUUGUGUGGCGUGAUGGAACUGCCGGCCUCGCUUCCGCCUGUGCUAGCCUCGGCUCCACAAAUGGUGGACAAGCUCAAACAGACGGUGAAUACGCCCCAGAUCAAGGUGGCUGUCCGCAUCAAGGAGCUUUGCGAUAAGGGCUACUUGCCGUUUCUCCUAACGUUGGCGAAAUGCAACUUCAAGCUGACGAAGCUCGACCGCCAUGUGGGCUACAUAAUGCACUAUAAACCGCCCAAGGACCAGGAGCUGUUGAAGGAGGAGGAAAACGGGCAUCUCGUCGGCAAGGAUAUCGAAAUGUACCCUCCUAGUUUGCCUCCCAUUGAAGACAAUUCGUUGCUCAAGUUGGUGCUUACAGACAAGAGCUUGAGACAGCCUCCGGACUUCUUGGAGCUGCAGUUCCACGAGGGACAUCACGACUUCAACAACAACCACAACCGAAAAUUGGCCAUCAAGGGUAAAGCCUUGUUGGACUACCUCCUUUUGGAGAUUCUCGACGACAAGUUUAUCCACAAGGCCCACGAAGACGAUGUGGUGUAUGUCAAGAACAGGCUCACAUCGACCAUGAUCUUGGCCAAGUUUGCAUACCUCUACAACCUCACCGACGAGCUUCAACACGCUGUUUCCGACGAGCUUGCUUUUGAAGAUAAGCUUGUGGUUUUUAAAAAUGUCUUUCUUGCGUACAUCCAGGCUUUGACGAUGCUGAAGUAUAGCACGGCUGAAAUCAAGCGGUGGCUCGAGGCGCUUUACGAGCCCAUGUUGGCUAAGUUGCUGCGGGAGUAUAGCGACGGCGAGAUCUUGAAAAACGUCUAUGCCGUGGCGCUCUCUGAAUUCCACUUUCUCAUGACUCGUGUGAACAACUACUUUGAGCAGCCCACCAAGAAGAUCCGCUACGACUUCAAUGUGGUAGAACUGGAGCCGUUUGUUGUUACUCUCAAUAUUGCCGGAGAGGACUACAGCACGGGCACGGACAACACCGAGGUUGGAGCUCGUCAAAAGGCAGCCUAUGAAUUGUUCCAAAGUAAGACAUUGCGUUUCAAGCUCAUGAGGUACCUUUUUGACAACUACAAGAAACCAGAACCUACCAAGCCCGAGCUUCCAAAGGCAGAGGCUCCUAAACCAGCCGAACCAUCGCUAGCCAAGAUGAUUGACGAUGACGACGACUAUGAUCCUGAAGCAUUGAGCCUGACCAAAGACGAUACUCCAGCCUCUUCUCAAACACCUACAUCUUCACAAAAGCCAGAUGUGCCUUCAAAACCUGAGGCUCCACCAGCCAGAAAACCUUUGCCAUACGGUGCUUUACCUCCAAUUCCUACAAUGAAAAGGAGAGCGGCCAACAGGUAG